AUGGAUGAGUACCCUCUUUCUGGUCUAGAAAGUUAUCCACGUUGUUUCAAAGCUCAUUGGUUUAAGAGUUUUUCUUGGCUAGAAUAUUCGCCAGAAGUGGAUGCUGCUUUUUGUCUUCCAUGUUAUUUAUUUACUAGAAAAUCAAGUCCAUUCACAUCAGGAGGAUUUCGCAAUUGGAAAAAAGUGAAUAAUGCAAAAGAUUGUGCGUUUUUAUCUUAUGUGGAUAAAUCUCUUAAUUCUCCUCAUAAUAUUGCUAUUAAGUCUUCUAAAGAUUUACUUAAUCAAUUAUGUCACAUUGACAAAGUAUUGGCUAAACAAAGCUCACAAAAAGUUUUAAGCAAUAGAUUGCGUCUUAAAACCUCUAUUGUUACUAUUAGAUGGUUAACGUUUCAAGCUUGUGCUUUUAGGGGACAUGACGAGAGUCAUGAGUCUCAGAAUCGAGGAAAUUUUCUUGAAAUGUUAAAAUUAUUAGCUUUUUACAAUAAAGAAGUGGAUGCAGUUUUCUUGGAGAAUGCUCCUCAAAAUGCAAUAUACACAUCACCUUCUAUUCAAAAGGAAAUUCUACAUGUUUUUGCUAGAAAGGUGCAAAAUAAAAUUUGCAAUGAGAUUGAUAAUGCAAAGUUUCGUUUGAUUGUUGAUGAAGUUAGAGAUGAAUCUAAAAGAGAACAAAUGGCACUUGUUGUUAGAUUUGUUGAUAAGCAUGGAUUUGUCAAAGAAAGGCUAAUAGAUGUUAUUCAUGUUAAAGAUACUACUUUUGCUACUCUAAAACAAGAGAUUUGUUCUGCAUUAUCUCAUCAUAAUCUCAACAUUCAAAAUGUUCGAGGUCAAGGGUAUGACGGGGCUAGUAAUAUGCAUGGAGAGUGGAAAGGGUUACAAGCUUUAAUUAUUCAAGAAUGUCCUUAUGGAUAUUAUGUUCAUUGCUUUGCUCAUCAAUUACAGCUAGCUCUUGUUGCUGUGGCUAAAGAAGUUGUUGAUGCUCAUGCGUUUUUUCAAAGUUUGAGUAAUAUUAUUAAAGAUGUGUGCUCUUCUUGCAAACGCAAUGAUGAAUUACGAUCUACUUAUGAAAAUGAAAUUUCCCAUUUACUUGCAACUAAUCAAAUUGAAAAAGGAAGGGGGGAAAAUCAAAUUGACACAUUAAAAAGAUCAAGAGAUAUCGGGUGGAGCUCUCACUUCAACUAA
Molecule: messenger RNA, 1179 nt
Organism: Arachis duranensis
Lineage: Eukaryota; Viridiplantae; Streptophyta; Magnoliopsida; Fabales; Fabaceae
Exons: 1
Coding region: 1-1179 (392 amino acids)
Source: RefSeq, a predicted model, not a curated record